Messenger RNA from Lichtheimia ornata, 663 nucleotides. RefSeq lists its product as uncharacterized. The transcript is spliced from 4 exons. Lineage: Eukaryota; Fungi; Mucoromycota; Mucoromycetes; Mucorales; Lichtheimiaceae. Bases 1 to 663 code for a protein of 220 amino acids. The record is from RefSeq and is a predicted model, not a curated record.
AUGAAAACCACCCACCAUUUUAUCUUGAUCGGCGUUGCUGUGCUAUUUCUUAGCUCCCAUCACCAUACAUCAUUUGCCGCUGUAGCCCCCAGUAGUAGUGUGACGCAUCAUACCAGUGGAGGUUUCCAAUGCCCCCAACUCACUCACGUACAAGCAUGCGACAAAGAAAAAGAUCAAGAAGAACAAAAAUGUACAUUUGAGCUUCUAGGCUAUAAGCUCUCCGAUGGCAAUGAGAAAGUUAUUAAGCAUACAUGUGCUCUUCCUUCAAAGCGCACUCAAUGCAAGGAAUUUCAAGAGGAGAGUGAUUGUUUGAACGCUCAAUGUUCAUGGACGAGUAUUGUAUCUCAGCCUACCAAAGGUGCAAAACAUAGCACUGAACUCAAAAUCGAAAAGAGCUUUUGUGAUAAAGAGGUGAUGUGCACAGCAUUCAAAACCAAGGGGGCUUGUGAACAAGAGCCGCAUUGUUUAUGGGAUAAGGGUGGUGUCAGCACAAGCGGUGUCACAUUGUUACCAGGAUGUCUACGAAGGAUGCCUGGUGAUAGGGGUGAAGAGGAUGAGCAAGAAGAGGAAGAGGAAGAAGCAAUACCGAUUCAGAAAGCAACAAGUGAUAAGUUUGGUCACGAUGUGCCUUUGGGUAAUCACGAACCAUUAAAACAACUUUGA